AUGAUGUUUACAAGCAACACCCUCUUGGGAAUUUUCUUCAUAUCCCAGCUCUGUGUAGGUGUCAUAGGGAACUCAUUGCUCUUCAUGUUGUAUGUGUACAAAUUCUUGGUCAAAGCUAGCUUUAGCCGACCUAUUGAUCCCAUUUUCCUGCACCUGAUGAUAGUCAAUAUGUUGGCAAUCUUAUUCGCAUUGAUACCAUAUAUCACGUCAUCCUUCGGAGUACACAGUUUUCUGGAUGAUGCUGGCUGUAAGGCUGUUGCAUAUAUCUACAGAGUUACCCGGGCUAUGUCCAUCUCAACCACGUCUAUUCUAAGUGCGUUCCAAGCCAUCACCAUCACUCCCAGUAAUUCUACAUGGGCAGGGCUUAAGCCUAAACUCUGGACAUGGACUUUUUGGUCUUUCCUGUUUUCCUGGUUCAUCAAUUUGGUCAUAUAUGUGCAACUCUUUGAGACCUUGAUAGCGAAAACCAACUACACUGAUGUUGAUUAUGGAUAUUCUCAUGUUUACUGUGGAAGUCUUCCACUCAAGUACACCAUUCCAGGAUUAUUCCUGAGCAUUAUCAUAAUAAGAGACUUGCUCUUUCUGGCCCUUAUCAUGUGGACCAGCUUCUACAUGGUGACACUUCUCUACCAGCACCACAAGAGAACCCAGCAUCUCCACAACCCAAGCCUCUCCUCCCAGCGGUCUCCUGAACACAAAGCCACGCACACAAUCCUGUUGCUUGUGAACUGCUUUGUGUUCUUUUAUUUGUUGAACAACUUCUUUACCAUUUAUGAUAGCUUUUGUACACGUGAAAGAUUGCCAGGCUUGGGGGCAAUUAUUGCAAUCUCAGCAACAUUUUACCCCACUCUCUGCCCAUUUAUACUGAUGAACAGUAAUAAAAUUCUUUCACAGUAUAUGUCUUCCCUUCCUGUUUUUAAAGAACCAUUAGUAAGCAAUGUCAUUCCCAGGUGUUCUCAUGAACAAAUCUAG
Arvicanthis niloticus (Nile rat) is the source of this 972-nucleotide messenger RNA. Lineage: Eukaryota; Metazoa; Chordata; Mammalia; Rodentia; Muridae. The record is from RefSeq and is a predicted model, not a curated record.